AUGAAAGAAGGUCCAUCAUGGGCAAUCAAGAAAUCCCAUACGGUUCUACCUGCUGACCAAGUUCGAUAUCUGACGGACCAUACAAUAAUGAGGCUGUCUCGGACCUCGAAUGGAUGCAACUUCGAGGCUUUAGUUAGAGCCAGGUAUAUCAUCAGUGCAGACGGCGCCCAGCUCAACCGGUUCUCUGACCCAGAAGGCCCCAACUUAGGCAAUCACAUACUGACUCAAAUGGUCAGUGCAGAUGUUACGUUCGAGCCCGAACAUGUCGGUCAAUUAACCAUUGAGGGCCAUAUCAAUAGCAUGAUUUCCGCAGACGGUUUCCUGAUGCUCACACCGUUCGGCAACUGCUUUCAUUCCGAGCUGACGCGCAAUGGAAAACUCGUUACAAAAUUCGUCUUCCAUAUAAUUUCUGCCAUACCGAAAUUGAUCGACAUGUACGGCCCAGCAUCUAUAACAUCGAAUUUGUCCCUAAACCUGACACCCGUCAAGGUCGACCAGCUGGUCUGGUCGACACAUUUCAGAACCCAUUCAGUUGUCACUGACCGCACGUUCACGCGUCUUGGUGCCGCUAUUUUCCUAGUCGGUGAUGCCACUCACAUACAGUCGCCUGCAGGGGGCCAGGGCAUGAACCUGGCCAUCAGGGACGCAAUCUUCUUUACAGAAGCCAUCACAAAGCACAUUCAAGCGUUUGCAGGAGAUUCCGAUGUGGAUGAUACAAUUUUGCGGGAAUGUGCACAAGUGCAUCAUGGGCGAGUGCUGGAAAUCAUCAGCUUCACCAAGAAGCUUUUGAAACUCGCAAGCCUUACGCAUGAUGUGUAUGUGUGGUGGAUGCCAUUCAGUCUAGCCUCUAUCCGCGAUCUGAUGUUAAGGAUAUUGGGCAGAUUUGAUUUUGUGCAGUCGAGUGUUGCAUGGAGCCUGAGUGGGCUUGGAAGACGGUAAUCGCAUAUUUUUGGGUGGUUUGGUUGACCGCGCUUCAUUUCUACUCUGCAUACUAUACAUAUGAUAUUACCAUCUCUAUCUUUCUAGACAUAAUAG
Molecule: messenger RNA, 1035 nt
Organism: Suillus paluster
Lineage: Eukaryota; Fungi; Basidiomycota; Agaricomycetes; Boletales; Suillaceae
Exons: 4
Coding region: 1-939 (312 amino acids)
Molecular function (GO): FAD binding
Source: RefSeq, a predicted model, not a curated record